Molecule: messenger RNA, 1228 nt
Organism: Austrofundulus limnaeus
Lineage: Eukaryota; Metazoa; Chordata; Actinopteri; Cyprinodontiformes; Rivulidae
Product: transcription factor Sox-9-A
Biological process (GO): morphogenesis of an epithelium; positive regulation of chondrocyte differentiation; heart development
Cellular component (GO): nucleus
Molecular function (GO): DNA-binding transcription factor activity, RNA polymerase II-specific; RNA polymerase II cis-regulatory region sequence-specific DNA binding
Source: RefSeq, a predicted model, not a curated record
UGUGUGUGUGUGUGUGUGUGUGUGUGUGUGUGUGUGUGUGUGUGUGUUUAUUGGUGUUCUGAGCACUUCAGGAGAAGGGGGAAAGGGGGUAAAAGAGGGGAUCACAUUUCCUGCGUCACGUUCUGUCAGCCAGUCAGGUUCUGGUCCCUCGGGUCCAGUCCCUCCCACCCCCGGCUUUUUUAUAAAGUCUUCCUUCAAAACCAUUUUUAGUUCAAAACACAGGAGCUUUCUGAGGAUUUUACUGGAGGACCAGAGAGGAGUCCUGAUGGUUUUUCUCCCACAGAACUGAAGACGUUUCGCUCUCUGACUGCACAAAACACACGUGCUUCUUGGGAACCUGUCAGAAAGUGAGUAAAGUCCGUUCUGAGGGUCUGUUCUCUUCUGCGUCUCCAACUCUUCACGCGUAAUUUGGCUCCAAUCAGAUUCUCGCAUGAAUCUCCUUGACCCCUACCUGAAGAUGACAGAGGAACAAGACAAGUGUCUCUCCGACGCACCGAGCCCGAGCAUGUCCGAGGAGUCCGCGGGCUCUCCGUGCCCGUCCGUGUCGGGCUCGGACACGGAAAACACCAGGCCAUCGGAGAACGCUCUGCGCAGGACAGGCGGCACUCUGAGCGACUUCAGGAGGGAACGAAGGGGAGAAGCGACCGUUUGUGGAGGAGGCUGAGAGGCUCCGCGUGCAGCACAAGAAAGAUCACCCUGACUACAAGUACCAGCCGAGGCGCAGGAAGUCUGUGAAGAACGGCCAGAGUGAGUCUGAGGACAGCAGCGAGCAGAGCCACAUCUCCACCAACGCCAUCUUCAAAGCUCUGCAGGCCGACUCCCCGGCCUCCAGCACGGGAGAGCUGCCCUCCCCAGGGGAGCACUCAGGCUCACAGGGUCCCCCUACCCCUCCCACCACCCCAAAGAACGAUGCCAGCUCAGGUAAAGUGGACCUGAAGCGAGAGGCGGGGCUCCAUCCCCCUCUUGAGGGUCCCACUGGGCGUCAGCUCAACAUAGACUUUCGGGACGUGGACAUCAGCGACCUGAGUAGUGAGGUCAUCAGUCACAUCGAAACGUUUGACGUCAACGAGUUCGACCAGUACUUGCCCCCCAACGGCCACCCUGCCCUCCCCAGUGGCCCGGGCAGUGCCACCCCAAUCAGCUACACAGGCAGCUAUAGCAUCAGCUGUGGGGCUCCGCUCAGCCCGCAGGAGGGAGGGGGGUCAGCCUGGGGGGCUAAGAGCCAGAC